GACGCAGAGUGACGUAGCCGCGCACGCCUGGACCCGGAAGCAACUCGGGGCGAUGGCGGCAGCGGAGGGCAUGGGGCAGCAGUGGGUGCUGGUGGAGAUGGUCCAGGCUUUCUAUGAGGCUCCAACUUACCAUCUUAUUCUGGAAGGUAUUCUGAUCCUAUGGAUAAUUAGACUGCUUUUCUCCAAAACAUACAAGCUUCAAGAACGAUCUGACCUCACACCUAAGGAAAAGGAAGAAUUGAUUGAAGAAUGGCAGCCAGAACCUCUUGUUCCUCCUGUACCAAAAGACCAUCCGGCUCUCAACUACAAUGUUGUUUCAGGGCCUCCAACUCAUAAAAUUAUCGUGAAUGGCAAGGGAUGUAUAAACUUCGCAUCCUUUAACUUUCUUGGGCUUUUGGAUAAUGAAAGGGUUAAGACUGCAGCUCAGGCAUCUCUGGCAAAAUAUGGUGUUGGCACUUGUGGCCCUAGAGGGUUUUAUGGAACCUUUGAUGUACAUUUGGAAUUGGAGGAACGACUUGCCAGAUUUAUGAGGACUGAGGAAUCCAUUUUAUAUUCCUAUGGAUUUGCUACAAUUGCCAGUGCCAUUCCUGCCUAUUCAAAACGAGGAGACAUUGUGUUUGUUGAUGAAGCAGCCUGCUUUGCUAUCCAGAAAGGUUUACAGGCAUCCAGAAGUAACAUUCAGUUUUUUAAACAUAAUGAUAUGGCUGACCUUGAACAUCUACUAAAAGAACAAGAGAUUGAAGAUCAAAAGAAUCCUCGUAAAGCUCGUGUAACCCGAAAGUUCAUUGUGGUAGAGGGUUUGUAUAUUAAUGCUGGAGAUAUUUGUCCUCUUCCGGAAUUGGUAAAGUUAAAAUACAAAUACAAAGUGAGAUUAUUUUUGGAAGAAAGUCUUUCCUUCGGAGUAUUGGGAGAACAUGGACGAGGAGUUACAGAACAUUUUGGAAUAAAUGUGGAUGACAUUGAUCUUAUCAGUGCAAGUAUGGAAAACUCUCUGGCUUCUAUUGGAGGAUUUUGCUGUGGACGAUCCUUCGUUGUUGACCACCAAAGACUGUCUGGUCAGGGGUACUGCUUUUCAGCCUCUCUGCCUCCUCUCCUAGCUGCUGCUGCCAUUGAAGCCCUCAAUAUCAUGGAAGAAAACCCAGACAUUUUUCAGAUUUUACAGCAAAAAUGUAAGCGAAUACACAAGGCUUUACAAGGGAUUCCUGGUCUACGACUGGUGGGACAGUCACUUUCUCCAGCACUACAUCUCCAGUUGGAAGAGAGCACUGGAUCCCGAGAGAGUGAUAUGAGGCUACUGAAAGAAAUUGUAGAUUAUUGUAUGAACAGAAGUAUUGCACUAACACAGGCUCGCUAUCUGGAGAAAGAAGAGAAAUAUCUUCCACCACCCAGCAUUCGAGUUGUUGUAACAGUAGAACAAACAGAACUGGAACUGGACAAAGCUGCCUCGCUCAUCAGGGAAGCUGCAGAAUCUGUUCUGAAUUGAGUCUGGCAUACUUGGAUAUUUCUUUCUCACCCACCAUCAUGGGUGGAUACCUAUUUCUAUGGUAUGGUCGAUCGUCUUGCACUCCAAAGGUUCAAGUUCUUCGGUUUAUUAUCUGAUGGAACUAAAGCUUGACUUCCACUGAGUCAUUCCAGAACAAAAAGAUGGGAAUAUGGGGGAUACAAAGAAUAAAAAAUAAAAAUGGGAAUGCUAAACAUACACUGUAUGUUCGGAACUCAGCUCUAUUUUUAAGUACCUUUGAAACUGGAGGUCAUUGCUACACUGGUAUCUUACAAUGGUUUCACCUCGGUUCUUAGGGGGCCUUACUCCUUUUCCUAGUUCUCUAAAUGUACAAACAAAAUGAACUAUUUUUGGGAGUUCAUGUAUAAUGCUAAUAAGUAUGAAAAGAAUAUGAAAACUUACAGAAUAUUCUUAAUUAACUACUCUUAAUAAAAUGCUGUGUUAAAUAACAUUUUUCCAAAAAUGUUCUUAUUGACAAACUGUAAAUGGUAUUAUAAAAUCCUGCUUUUGAAUUAUGUACUUAAGUAGCUUUUAUUACCCUGGGUAUAGGAAUUUAUACACUAAUUUGUUUUAGAUCUUUUCAUUUCUGAAAUUCCCAGAAGUGGCAAUUUUCUAACCAUUUGUCAAAUUUUACAUCAGUGUCUCAUCUCACGCCAGUGCUUUCACUCCAUAUGACUUUGCCUUUCCCUUGGUUUGCCCAUAUAUUUAACUUAUACACCAGUGCUGUGCAGACACGGGAAAUCUAAUGUCGACAAAGAUGUUUGCAUGGAGAUGCCGAGAGAGAGGGAGAGAGAAAGAGAGAGAGAGAGAGAGAGAGAGAACGAACGUAUGUGAUUGGUGUGCCAACCAAAGUGCCCACAAGUGCUAAGGGAAUGUCUUUAUCCAGGCAAAUACAUACUAAUACUGUACUGUAUUCUGGUAGGUGCAGAAAUUGAUGGACAAAUUAAUUCCACUAUGAUGUUUCUAGUGUACGUACUUAAUCAUCAAUACCUCUUUUUAAAAAGACUCUUAAGUACAUUAGAAAUUCCUACAUUUGGUUGCAGGGGCCCGUAGCCUUCUGCAUUCAAGAAGUUCCGAACUCUGUCCUGAAACUACUUGCUUUAAGACUUCCAUUAAGGUCUGCAGUAAAGAUUUGUGGGGGUGCGGGAGUUUGCAGGUAAAACAGUACUUCAUAUUGCAGACGUUACAAUAUGUCAACUUCUUCCUCUUCUGCCCUUCACAAUAGUUGGCGUAGAGUAACUUGCGUAAUAUGAAUCGCCAUAAGUAGUGGUCAAAAUGCCUGGUAAAGACUGCUUUUAAUACUUUGGGUUGUUUCUACACUUUUGUGCCUUUUUUGGUUGCUGCUACAUGGAUUCCAAUGCUAUAUUUGAGACGUAUUUUUUUUAAAAUAAAGCAUAUAUUUGAUCCA
Molecule: messenger RNA, 2909 nt
Organism: Elgaria multicarinata webbii
Lineage: Eukaryota; Metazoa; Chordata; Lepidosauria; Squamata; Anguidae
Gene: SPTLC1
Product: serine palmitoyltransferase long chain base subunit 1
Exons: 15
Coding region: 53-1483 (476 amino acids)
Biological process (GO): sphingosine biosynthetic process; ceramide biosynthetic process
Cellular component (GO): endoplasmic reticulum
Molecular function (GO): serine C-palmitoyltransferase activity; pyridoxal phosphate binding
Source: RefSeq, a predicted model, not a curated record